AUGGAGAGUCCGGGCAUUGCCGAGCUCGAUCUCUCGGACGAGGAUGACGCUUUGGAGCCAGAAGAAGAGGAAGCGCAAGAGCAACGCCCUGCCGACGAUCUAGAAGUCGAGAUUGUCCAGCAGCGGAUCGUCUUCAUCAUCCCCGCGUUGCCUCCGAGGCCGGAGAUCCACAAGAACAGGAGGAAAGAGAAGCGGCAGCGGCAGCGCGAUCGCGAUCGCGGCCAGAAUCCAGAGCAAUCGCAGGAGAGGCAGAGGGAGAGGAAGCGCCAGAGAAAGGAGAUUAUCGUCCCAAGCAUCAAUCCAGGGGCCUUGGCGAGAUUGCUAGCGCCGGGCCAGGAGGAGAAUCUCAUUCACAGGACCAAGACACUGUUUUUGAGAAAGAGGGUGGAGAGAAGAGGAGGAUUGCGACUGUGGCUGGGCUCCAAGGGGCUGGGAAGGUUUGCGCGGCUCUUCCAGGAGCACAAGAUCGAUGUGAGCGAGCUCUCGCAUCUCACCAUGGAUGCUCUCAAGCAGAUUGGUGUUCUUCCAGUCGGGCCUCGCAGAAAGCUUAUCGCAGCGAUCGAGAAGCUGUGCAUCUGA
Selaginella moellendorffii is the source of this 579-nucleotide messenger RNA. RefSeq lists its product as uncharacterized. The transcript has a single exon. Lineage: Eukaryota; Viridiplantae; Streptophyta; Lycopodiopsida; Selaginellales; Selaginellaceae. The record is from RefSeq and is a predicted model, not a curated record. Gene Ontology annotation, molecular function: protein binding. The coding region runs from base 1 to 579 and encodes 192 amino acids.